Messenger RNA from Drechmeria coniospora, 579 nucleotides. RefSeq lists its product as uncharacterized. Bases 1 to 579 code for a protein of 192 amino acids. NCBI's taxonomy places the organism in Eukaryota, Fungi, Ascomycota, Sordariomycetes, Hypocreales, Ophiocordycipitaceae. The record is from RefSeq and is a predicted model, not a curated record. The transcript has a single exon.
AUGUUCUCUUCGUAUGCCGACCGGUUCUUGUUUUAUCUUGAUCCAGUCCGCCGUAAAGUGCUUGUACUUGGGGCCUCGUUCCGUAAUGAACAGGACCUCGCCACGGGCAGCGGAGCCGGCGCUGGCGCAGCACAGCAAUACAGCGCAGCCGGCGCUGGCACAGGCACGGCAAUACAGGGCAGCCAGCGCCGACCCCAGCACAGUAAUACAGCGGAGCCGGCGCCGGGCCAGCACAGCAAUACAGCGGAGCCAGCGCUGACGCAGCACAGCAAUACAGCGCAGCCGGCGCUGGCACAGGCACGGCAAUACAGCGCAGCCGGCGCUGGCACAAGCACGGCAAUCAGGGCAACCAGCACUGGCGCAAGCACGGCAAUACAGGGCAGCCAGCACUGGCGCAAGCACGGCAAUACAGGGCAUCCGGCGCUGGCACAAGCACGGCAAUACAGGGCAACCGGCGCUGGCGCAAGCACGGCAAUACAGGGCAGUCGGCGCCGGCGCAAGCACGGCAAUACAGCGCUGCCGGCGCUGCCACAAGCACAGUACAGGGCAGCCAGCGUUGUGCAGGCACACCACAGGUGA